GCGAUUGCAAAUUAUAAAUCCUAGCAGCCCGCAACAAUCGAAAUUGAACUGAGGAACUGGUUCACCCCAUUCAAUAAAGUCCGUGCUCAUGAAAUUUUCUUUGAAUAAAAGCAGAAAGUAAUAAGCGACUAUAAAUUUAGCUAAAGCCAUUCCGAUAAAAGGAGAAAAGUAAUGGACGUUUCACAGCCGCCACCACAACUGUUGACGGCUCCAUCAGCGUUGGCAACGAAUUUUACUUCGAUGCCGCCGCCAUCAAUAGGUGGUCAGCACUACAGACAUUAUCACCCUCAUCAUGGAUCCGGCAAGCAGGGAUAUAGCCAUUUUAAGCCCUUUAUGCCUGGAGGAUUUCAACGUCCCUUUGGUAUGUCACAGGAUGACUUUGAUGGCAAGCGACUCCGCAAGAGUGUCAUGCGUAAAACGGUGGACUAUAAUGCGUCUAUAAUCAAAGCGCUGGAGGCACGUCUCUGGCAGCGUGAUUAUAGAGAUCGAUUGGCACUUCAGCCGGACAGCAUUUAUGUGCCUCAAAUGCUACCGCCCAGCAGCUCGCUGGACAAUCCAGCAAAUGCAAUAACUACUCGUUUUGUUAAAACAGCCACAAAUAAAAUGCGCUGCCCCAUAUUCACGCUUGCGUGGACCCCAGAGGGCAGGCGACUAGUCACGGGCGCUAGUUCUGGAGAGUUUACACUUUGGAAUGGCCUGACAUUUAACUUUGAGACUAUACUGCAGGCACACGAUAUUGCAGUGCGAACGAUGGUUUGGUCACACAAUGACAGCUGGAUGGUAACGGGUGAUCAUGGCGGCUAUGUUAAGUACUGGCAAUCAAACAUGAACAACGUUAAGAUGUAUCAGGCCCACAAGGAGGCGAUUAGGGGAAUAAGUUUUAGUCCCACGGACAGCAAGUUUGUCAGUGGCAGCGACGAUGGAACGCUGCGCAUUUGGGACUUUAUGCGUUGCCAGGAAGAGCGCGUGCUACGCGGUCAUGGUGCGGAUGUCAAAUGCGUGCACUGGCAUCCCCAGAAGGCAAUGAUCGUUAGCGGCAGCAAAGAUAACCAACAGCCUAUUAAAAUUUGGGAUCCCAAAAGUGGUAUUGCGCUGGCGACGCUCCACGCGCACAAGUCGACUGUUAUGGAUCUCAAAUGGAAUGACAAUGGCAAUUGGCUGGUUACAGCCUCGCGUGACCAUCUGCUGAAGCUCUUCGACAUACGUAAUCUUCGCGAGGAGGUGCAAGUAUUCCGUGGACAUAAGAAGGAAGCCAGCUCUGUCUCAUGGCAUCCAAUACACGAGGGUCUAUUCUGCUCAGGCGGCUCCGAUGGUUCCAUCCUCUUUUGGAAUGUUGGCACGGACAAAGAAAUCGGCUGUGUGGAGACGGCACACGACAGCAUAGUGUGGACGCUUGCAUGGCACCCGUUAGGACACAUUUUGUGCUCCGGGUCCAACGACCAUACGAUAAAGUUCUGGACACGUAAUCGACCCGGAGACCUGAUGCGUGACAAGUACAAUUUGAAUACUCUGCCCGCUAGUUUAGCUGCGUUAGAUGAGUGCGAAUAUGAUGAUGCGGUAAUACCCGGUAUGGGGCCCGAGGACAAGGUGGAGUUCACAGAAAGUUUGACUGCCGACAAGGGGUUUAUUCCGGGAUUGGACUUGGAUGCAGGCGGCAGAUUGGCUAAUGACCGCGAUCGUGAGAAGAAAGUGCCCUACAGCAAACCCAUACCACGUAACUUCCAGGUACAAUGGGCAGGACCACGGCGAGCAGACGACCCCAGCGUGCUAAGCAUACACGACGAGCUGGCAGCACGAGAGUCGAAAGACUCUAGUAAUGGCCUAACGCACCAGCAGAUCAGCGAGAACACACUUGAAGGAAUACUGGCCAGUGGCAUGCUUAAUGGACUGGAUCCCCAGACAAUAGUGGGUCUCUUCGUGUACGGACGAUUUAUCCGAGUGCAUCCAGAUUCGCGAUUAAUGGGCGCCAUCCGUCAAGGAGCCGAAUACCUGAACAAGUACAUCGACGCCGGUAAGCUGGAGGAGCUACGCGACGUUGUUCCAAUGCGUGAGCGUGAACGAGAGCGUUCCAGAUCUCUGUCUCCUACCGUUGAGGGGGCACAGGCACGCAGCGAAGUGUCGCCGCCUCUCAAAAAGUCUCGCUUCGAGCCACGCCAACACAAUGCACAGUUGGUGUGUGUGCGAGAGCUAUUACUAUUGAAAAAACCCUUUCUGCCGUCUCUGCUGACCGUCAAAGCGCAGCAGCCGAAAACCGAAUUCAUUGACGAACCCACGAGCUACGGCAGCGGCUCGCCCUUGGAUCAAAUAGUGCGUGAGGACACGAAUCGCCCCAGUCCCUGGGCCGCUUCUAACCCCUGGACUAACUAUGGCAAUGACAAUGGAAAUGGCAAUGCCGGCCCAUCCAAUCAAAAUGGAUAUGGCAACAGCGUGGGCGACAAUUUUAAUGAUCGGGAUCGCGAUCGCGAUCAGUUCCAAAAGAGCAGCAGCAACAAUGGGCAACAGCGUCGACGGCGCGGUAACAACGGCGGCUCGAGUGGAGGCGGGGGCGCCGGCGGUGGCGGUGGUGGUCGGAAUAGGGCCCGCAAUAACAACAGAAGGUUCUAAUGUUCGACCACUACUGGAAACACCAACUAACAAACACAUUCUGAGGACACGUUUGUUA
Drosophila navojoa is the source of this 2662-nucleotide messenger RNA. It is a transcript of the gene Wdr33, whose product is annotated as WD repeat domain 33. Gene Ontology annotation, cellular component: mRNA cleavage and polyadenylation specificity factor complex. The record is from RefSeq and is a predicted model, not a curated record. Lineage: Eukaryota; Metazoa; Arthropoda; Insecta; Diptera; Drosophilidae. Gene Ontology annotation, biological process: mRNA 3'-end processing. Gene Ontology annotation, molecular function: protein binding.